Messenger RNA from Suillus subalutaceus, 1062 nucleotides. RefSeq names its product histone-fold-containing protein. The transcript has 3 exons. The record is from RefSeq and is a predicted model, not a curated record. Gene Ontology annotation, molecular function: DNA binding; structural constituent of chromatin; protein heterodimerization activity. Gene Ontology annotation, cellular component: nucleosome. The coding region runs from base 282 to 731 and encodes 149 amino acids. Lineage: Eukaryota; Fungi; Basidiomycota; Agaricomycetes; Boletales; Suillaceae.
AAACAAAGACGCGACUCUGCCUCUUACUGCCAUCAUAACACCCUUCGCGUCCUUGUUGACUGCAUUUCUCACAUUCGCUGGUCACUGCUUGCUUGUUUUUCACGCCAAAUAGUCUGAGUGAUCACACCCCUCAAACUCUUCGUGCUACACCAACGUGUUUGUACAUCAUUCUACUUUCUUGUAAGUUCUCCAUCUUUCGUUGCAACCCUGCCGUAAUCUUGGUUGACUGCCCGUAGCGCAUACAAGACCUUUCUAGAGUAAAACAUUGCACACUAUCACACAUGGCACCCAAAUCUACCGGAGGGAAGUCUAAGUCUGGCGCGCCCACUCAAGCAGCAGGAGGGGUUGCAGGAUCCGGUACGACCACGACACCAAGAACGAUACAGACUCGUAGUCAGAAAGCUGGCCUUCAGUUUCCCGUCGGUCGUAUCCAUCGUUACCUGAAACAGCGCACGCAGCACAAUGUGCGUAUUGGAGCGAAGGCUGCUGUUUAUACCAGUGCAAUAUUGGAGUAUCUCACUGCUGAGGUGCUUGAACUUGCUGGAAAUGCAUCCAAGGACUUGCGCGUCAAACGUAUAACACCCCGGCAUUUGCAACUUGCUAUACGAGGAGAUGAAGAACUCGAUAUCCUUGUUCGCGCAACAAUCGCUGGAGGAGGUGUAUUGCCAUUUAUCCACAAGAGCUUGACAGCUGCUUCAGGCAAGAAGAAGCUCGAGGGACAACAGCAGUAGUGGCUGUUGGAAUUUUGCAGCAGGUGUUGACUUUAUCUAUUCAUGUCGUGAGCACAGCGAUCAGCUGUACUAACUUUAUUUUACUUCUGGCUGUUGUUACUUGCAUCUAUAGUUUUUGUAUCAAAUGCAUGUAUGAGACGGGUCGUUCGAGCUGUUUGAUGGACAGUUGACCAACUAGUGUCAGUGCCUUUAUUUAUCCCCUAGUUACUGUCACGGCAUAAUCCUUACACAAGAGUUGCGAUUCUGUUAUGCUACAACUCGAUCGUACUACAUAUCCAGGAUAAUGUCCAGCUAGUCUACUCGUCAUGCAAUGAUCACCGUUCCUCAACUA